GGAAGUGCUUUUAUUCUGAAAUUUCCACCGGAAGUUAAGCUGAAAAGGAAGUGCUUUUAUUCUGAAAUUUUCACCGGAAGUUAAGCUAAAAUGGACGUGGUUUUAUUCUGACACUUUCACCGGAAGUAAAGCUGCAAUGGAAGUGCUUUUAUUAGGAAAUUUCCACCGGCCCUAGCAGCUAACUGCCUAGCAGAAAGUAACUUCACAGUCAGCCUCGGAGGGAGCACGUUUCAUCCAAGAGAGAAGCUAGCAGCGGUGAGGAUUGUUAAACUCUUCAGAAAUAAUGUUUUGUCCAUAUUGUGGGAUAAACCUUGAGAGGGUGCUCUCCUACUGCGGCUCUUGUGGCAGAAAUAUCCAGUGUUUAACAAGUCUUCAAUCCGAAGCAGGUCCUGAAGAAACUACCAUGGAUGAACUCAUCUACAAAUAUUUCACAGAUGGUCAUACCUCUGAUAUAAUAGUGGAUUUACUAGCAACCAAACACAACAUUUCAACUAGCCUCAGCACAGUAAAAAGAAGAUUAAGAGAAGCAGACUUAACCAAGAGGACUAACUAUACUCCAAUUAUUGCGGUUCAGGCAGCUAUUUCAGAGGAGCUUCAGGGACCUGGGAAGCUUUUAGGUUACCGAGCAAUGUGGCAGAUUCUCAAACAAAAGUACUCAUUUACAGUAAGAAGAAGUGAUGUGAUGAAGCUUAUGAGAGAACUUGACCCAUCUGGAAUAGAGGCUAGAUCUAGGAGAAGAUUUGCAAGAAGAGCAUACCAUUCAAUGGGACCAAACGAAGUCUGGCAUGUCGAUGGCUAUGACAAACUGAAACCAUUUGGAAUCGCCAUAAGUGGCUGUAUUGAUGGCUUCUCUCGAAAAAUUAUGUGGCUCACGUGUGGAAAGUCAAACAAUGAUCCUAGUGUUAUUGCUCAUAAUUAUAUCAAAUGUGUAGCUGAAUUUGGAGUUUUCCCAGCGCGCCUCCGCACAGACUGUGGGACAGAAAACGGACUGAUGGCAGCUCUUCAUUGUUCCUUAAGAUCAGAGCAAACAGAUGACUUCGCUGGAAGCAGAAGUCAUAUGUAUGGCACUUCGACAUCAAACCAGCGAAUUGAAAGCUGGUGGUCAUACUUUCGUCGACAAAGGACACAAUUUUGGAUGGAUCUGUUUGGAGAUUUGAGGGAGAGCCAUCUGUUCAGUGGGAGUCAGGAACACACAAGGUUGCUCCGACACUGCUUUCUGGGUGUGCUACAGAAAGACCUGGAUGAAUACAAGCACCAAUGGAACACUCACAUCAUCCGUCCUGUUCGACUGUCUAAGUGCCCUUCUGGAAAACCAGAUGUGAUGUACUACUUACCACACAGAUUCAGUGGGAUGAACUGUGGAUUCACGGUAUCCCCACAAACAUUGAGCCAGCUUGAAAGACAAGUGCCAGGACCAGCAAGCUCAGCUGAGGAUGACCUACAAGACCUAGAAGAACUGCAGCGGCAAAGUGGUCUGACACCACCGAUUGAGUGGAAGUCAGCUGUAGAUUACUACAUCACCCUAAAAGGCAUGGCUGAACUAUAAUCAUCACUUGUGUAAAAAACAAACACAGUGGACGGUCAAAACAUUUUAUUUUCAUCUAUUACCCAUUGGCACACAGAAACACUGGAACAUUUUUAAAUAGGAAUAAAAAAAUACAGAACAAAAAACACUUGUUUAAUACUUUAAAUCUUUGAAAAAGCAAAAUAAAUUUCCCCAUCCUGAACAAAACCACUCUUGUCUUUCUUCUUUCGUUUGCUUUGCUAUUUUUUUUAGACUUUUUCAGACUGUUUAAAAACAUCCAAAUCCAGGGGAAUUCUUAAUCCCAAAGUUCAUAUUUGUUUUAAACGUGUCAUAGUCAUUCAAGAGAGGCAGCUUCAAAGUGUUGGCACAUGUAUUCGCCAUGGGAAACAUUGAACUGCCAAUAAAUUCAAGGUGUGGCUUAGGAUCCAUGCCAGCAGGAGGGAUGCAUGGCACACCUGUGGCAAACAUUAAGAUUUCCUCCAGGGUCACAGAGCUGUCAUCUUCUAAAAGUAGUAAACAUAAACAAAUUUAUUGUAAAAUGUGUUUUUUUUAAAAAAAAAAAGACAAUUGG
This is a messenger RNA of Oryzias latipes (Japanese medaka), 2096 nucleotides long. Lineage: Eukaryota; Metazoa; Chordata; Actinopteri; Beloniformes; Adrianichthyidae. The record is from RefSeq and is a predicted model, not a curated record.